[Torrubiella] hemipterigena is the source of this 2334-nucleotide messenger RNA. NCBI's taxonomy places the organism in Eukaryota, Fungi, Ascomycota, Sordariomycetes, Hypocreales, Clavicipitaceae. The record is from the annotation of a GenBank genome assembly.
UCUGGGUCACACGAGACGCGGAUUGGCCGCAAUCUGACCGUUUCAACAGUUAUCCGGCACCCAUCAUGCCAGAUGAAAAUGGUGAUUCGGCGUCUAUCAGUGUGACUGAAAAGAGAACCAAGGUUGACAUUUCCGGCCUUAAAGAAGAUGCAGGGGCUUGUGUCAUUGAAGGGAUAAUUGCAGAAGACAGGCUUGCUGAAGCGUCCUCUAUUGAAGCAUCAGACGCUACUCUUGACACAAGUAAUGCAAGUUUGAUUAGUGAUACUACAGCUGACGCAAGCGUGGCGUCAGACACGGAAACGCCCGAUACUCAAAUAUCAGACUCAAGUGCAGAGAGUACUGAAAACGCGGAAGCAAAUGAUGAAGUCUAUGCCGAACGAUUUCCAAAGGAAUACAAACAGUACAUGCGAUGGAGUUUCGAUAAAGUGUUAGAAAAUGGUAUAUUUGAUACGAACGGGGUGUGGACACGAGGUAAACAAAAUUCUAUUUACGCAUGGCCAAUCCGACAAGCCUUUUCAUAUAGCUUGAAAUAUCGAUGUCGCUACGGGUGCAUUGUUAGCAGUCACGAAGCUUUCAUCUUUCGCAUUAAGCCCAUACGACAAGAAAAGGAAAUUGAAGAGCUUCUCAAGGACUUCAUUGAGGAGCAAUCCCUUUCGGAAGAGAAAGAAAGAGAGAUGAUGGAAGACUUGCUGAUGGCUGAAAUCGCAGAUAACGGUGAAAUGCAGUAUGUCUGUAUUCCCUGGAGCAACGACUAUACCAAUAUCAAACACGCAGAAAACGAACCAAAUACUACACAGGACUCAAAGAAUCAAGGCGUCGAAAAGGUCACAGAUAUAGCAGACUGGACUAUUAAUCUUGCUUUUUGGUACCUGCAUAUGAUGAUAGGAAGCAAUUACAAGGUUAAAUGGACAUAUGAGAACUUGGCCGAUGAAAAACUGCAACCGCUGUCCUUGGCAGCAAGCAAUUUGUUGUCUUCAACCAACCAAGCUCUGGAACUGAAAAGAAGAAGGCAACAGGGCCAUCAACUCUAUCAGCCAAGAGAGGAUCAGUCUAGUGUAUCGACGUCCGGGAUCGAUCAAAACCAGUCCAUUUCAGUACGCACUUUGCAAGAACAGGAUGAGGCUUUACAGGAAAGCAUUGCGACUAGUACACUGUCACCAGCUGAGUCUAUCGAUUUAAGAUCUGAGGCUUCCAGUAUGACAGAGCGACAUGAUGAUUCGAGUGAUAACGAGGGGGCACGACGAAAACGCAGACGGGGUAAUGAUGUACGAUCAUCGCCCCGGAUGUGCCGAGUCUCAGAUGACGAUCCGGUGUUGUCCUUCUACAAAGCGAGCUUUGAGUAGCAAAUGAUUCCAGAAUUAAGUAACCAGGCAAGGGUACAAAGCAAAACUUUAAAAACACAUCAUAUAUCAGUAAUAUUCCUAUAACGUGGUUCACGGGUGAGCGCCGUACUUCGCAUUAUUUUUUAAUUAAUCAACUUUAAACCUCAAUUUCACAACCACCAAUAAUGGGAAAGGCCUCAAAUGAAGCCGAUGUUAUUUCAGCUCUACAAGCUUUAGAACGAGACCUAAAAUUCUCUAUUCGAGAAGCUGCUCGAAUCUACAACAUCUCCGAUCGAACACGCCGCCGCCGACGUAACAAAAUCCCUUGCCGAGCCGAUACAAUCUCAAAAUCUCGAAAAUUGUCAGAUGAAGAAGGAAAUACAAUAAUUCAAUAUAUUCUUGACCUCGAUUCCCGAGCUCAGCCUCCUCGCUUGCGUGAUGUUGAAGCUAUGGCCAAUCGCUUAUUGGAGCUACGUCACGACAUUCCAGUUGGACGGAACUGGGUUGCAAGCUUAAUCAAACGACACCCCGAAAUCGUCACGCGUGUAUCACGUCAAAUUGACUAUAAAGAGUCCAAUGCGAAGAUCCAGAUAAAUAUCGAGCCUGGUUUGAGCUUGUGAAGAACACAAUCGCGAAACAUGGUCGAAGCGGAUAUUUACAACUUUGACAAGACUGGCUUUGCAAUGGGCGUGAUUUCAUGGGAAUGGUUGUAACGAGCUCAGAAAGAUCUCAAAAAGGGGCGCAAAGCACAACAAGGAAAUAAACAAUAGGCGACUUUGAUUGAAUGUAUCAGCGCAGGUGGUUACGUGAUUCCGCCUUUCGUCAUCGUCGCGGGCAAAACCCACCUCUCGUCUUGGUACGAAAAUAGCCCAUUGCCCAGCAAUUGGGCAAUUGGUGUUACUGAAAAUGGCUAGAAUACGAAUGAGACAUGCUUAGAUUGGCUCUAUCAUUUUCAAAAGUAUACAAUUAAGCAAAAAAAAGGCAAAUAUCGGCUUCUAAUUCUUGAUGGACA